UAAUACUUGACGUUUCGCCACGUAGCCAAGAACUUGAAGCAUGGCUUUCGAGACACAAGACAGUUCCAGACACAAAGAAACUGCACGUUUAAAGAACCAAGAGUUUUUAGAGUUUCUUAAGUUAAAACUAUGCUUUCCACAAAGUCUUUUAAAAGGUGUUCCGUUUCUUUUUCUGGUUGUAACGAUAUGCUUCAUCUUUUGCGUGGAUAGACGUUUAAGAGACUCUCUCGAACGAAGGUUUGGAGUUAUAAUAGACGCUGGAAGUAGUGGUACACGAGUGCACGUAUGUUCUUUUUCCUUGCAAAAUGGAGAUAAUCUCAUUCUGGAGAAGGAUCAUUAUCUCGAAGCAAAACAUAGUCUUACAGUGUGUUUUCAAAAUGCUUCACGAGUAGCAAACUUGGGAUUCAUUUUUUCAAAAUUGCUCAACUUUGUUCGUGACAUAGUACCUGAACCAGAAAGACCUAGAACACCAAUAUUCUUGAAAGCCACUGCAGGACUUCGUUUAAUGCAUGGAGAUAUAGUUGAAGCUGUAUUAGAUGCCACUCGUGGUAUUCUUAUUGCGUCAGAAUUUUCAUUUGAGCCUUCAAGAGCUAUAGUUAUGGAUGGCAGUGAUGAAGCGUUGUACGGUUGGAUUACUGUCAAUUCUUUGUUGAAUACCCUUUCCAAUGAGUUGCUCCAAACUUUUGGAGUUUUGGAUUUAGGUGGCGGUUCGUUUCAGGUGGCAUUCGAUACAAACAGUUCUUUGAAUGACCAGAGUAUACGCAACAUUCCUGUAUUAGACAAAACUUACCAUGUAUAUUCUCAGAGCUUUCUUGGUAUGGGUCUUGUAGAGUUUCGAAGGAGAUUGUACAAGUUUUUAAAGGAAAGAGAUCAGUUGACAAGUAAUCCUUGCUUUUACAAGGGUGUCACAGAUGUUAUUGAUGUUGAUGGAAGAGAGCAAAGUUUUGUAGAGACAUCUGGAAUGGGCAGUUUUGAAUCUUGUGUUGCUUUAAUAAGUGACGUUUUCGUGGAAGAGUUUCAUUUUUCUGUUGGAGAAUUCAGAAAUAGAUGGAACACAAGUAUUGAUAACUUCAUUGCGUUUGCCUUCUUCUUUGACCGAAUUUCAACUUUUGGUCUAUCUCUAGAGUCGAGUCUCUCAGAUUUAGAAGAAAUGGGUCGUUAUAUAUGUUCGGAGGAAUGGAAUGUCGUUCAGAAUACUUACACUAGUGUACGUAAUGGAGCACCUGAGCAUCUUUGUUUCGAUAUGGCUUAUAUAUACUUUUUACUUUUUGAAUUUUUGGGAAUUGAACAAACACAAAAGACGGUUUGGUUUCUACAGAGUUAUCAGGGAAGCGAGUUUGGUUGGUCACUGGGAGCGUUGGUUCAUGAGAUGAAUCUUCUUUUACAUGAAAAGCAAGUUCUAUGAACAGGGGAAAUGCCGUUCCUCUCUGAAGGU
Messenger RNA from Galdieria sulphuraria, 1435 nucleotides. RefSeq names its product apyrase. Gene Ontology annotation, biological process: nucleoside diphosphate catabolic process. The transcript has 6 exons. NCBI's taxonomy places the organism in Eukaryota, Rhodophyta, Bangiophyceae, Galdieriales, Galdieriaceae. Bases 41 to 1405 code for a protein of 454 amino acids. The record is from RefSeq and is a predicted model, not a curated record. Gene Ontology annotation, cellular component: membrane. Gene Ontology annotation, molecular function: UDP phosphatase activity; GDP phosphatase activity.